Messenger RNA from Fundulus heteroclitus (mummichog), 5058 nucleotides. RefSeq names its product seizure protein 6 homolog. Gene Ontology annotation, biological process: regulation of dendrite development; synapse maturation. The coding region runs from base 899 to 3937 and encodes 1012 amino acids. Lineage: Eukaryota; Metazoa; Chordata; Actinopteri; Cyprinodontiformes; Fundulidae. Gene Ontology annotation, cellular component: neuronal cell body; endoplasmic reticulum; dendritic shaft. The transcript is spliced from 18 exons. The record is from RefSeq and is a predicted model, not a curated record.
UAAAGAUGCCUGAAGGGGCCACGUUCCUUUGUUUAAAUAUUUAUACGCAAUUAUAAACAGCAUGGAGAAGUCCAGACAUCAUACUCAGGAAGGAGAUGUGUUCUGUGAUGAUUAUGUUUUGCUGACAAAAUGUGCAUAUAAGACCCUGGAGAAAAGCAAAAGAAUGUAUGAAUAUGCUGUCUGAAGCUAGUAAGAAAGCGUCAUUAUCUAAAGUGAAACGUCCCACCAUGAGCUGAAAGGAAGAAGCCAUUACUCAAAAGCAACAAAAAGGCAGCCCUAAUCAAAAAUUCAAAGUAACCUGAAGACAACCAAGGCUAUAUUUGGAUUAACCACCAUAAAACCCUGAUCUUGAUCCCACAGAAAAACUGUGGGUAGAGCUAAAAGGGUAUUAACAUUUCACUGCUUUUAUUAUACUUGAUUUUGACAAUGUCAUUGAAAGCAGAAAAGAAAGAAUCAUUUUUGCUUGAUUUCCUUAAACAAGAACGAAUAGAAACACAGGGCGGAAUGCUUUUUUUUAAAAAACUCCUCCGACUAAGUUGUUGGAGGCGGUUCCUUCCGCAGACGCUAGGAGCUGUCCGUGGUGCUGAACUGCCUCUCGCGCUGGCUCUGCCUCUCUCUCUAUCUCUCUCGGCGCCGACAGCUCUCGCAGUCAGGAAUCCGCUUACCGCGCGUCCAAAUUAAAACGGGACCUCCGCGAUCCACUCGAUUAUUCCCGACCCUCUUCACCCAGCGAGUUGUUCCGGGAAGCAGAACGAUUUCUGAAUCCUUUUCUUGCUUAUAUACCUCUAUAUUUUUUGUCUCUUUCUUUUCCCGGCCACUGGAAGUAUCACUGUUGUUCUUUGUAACACACGGGCGUUCUGUUUCACAUCGGGAAGAGCAAACCUCGACUUUCGCAGACAUGUGCAUGAGACGUUGGUGCCAGUUUAAGACCCUAUUUGCGGUUUUGGCUCUUGCUGCUGUAAUCGCUCAAAUCCACGGAGAAGGUCCUAGAGAAAUGAACAGCGUCAGUAAGAAGACGUUAGCUGGAGACAGAGACCUCUUUACACACUUGGCCACACAGGACACAGAAAGUGAAGUCCAUUUAGUCACCACAGCCUCACCAAUGAACAUGCCCAACCACCGGCCUAUCCUCAAGGGUCUGCUGCUUCAUGAACACCUACUAACUAGAGACUUCCAGGGGGACCAGCGAUUUUUCAGGACGGAUGGCUCUGUGGCUGGAGACCCCACCAUGCCAGGCUUUGUCUCUGCUCCAAAUGCAGGCGAUGCUGUCACUCAGAUCGUGCCCCACGAGGAUGCCCCAGCCUUCUCAGACAUCGCCACUACUGCCACGGAGCCUGCCACCUCUCCUCUGACCACGCACUCUCCAACGACACCAGCGCCGCCUGUCUCUCUCCCUCAGAAGAAAUCAGCCAAGGAGAAGAUGAACGAUUCAGGCAAUUUGGUGCCAACAACAGAUUCCCUCACUACUCAAGUGACACCACACAGCAGAGGCCCGGGCACACCAGUCGCAUCCUUAUCCUCACAGGAAAAGGAUUUUCUCCUUGAUGCCACACCUAAACCCUCUUCAACAAUUUCGGAAAAAGAACAGGUCAAGGAGAAAUUGAACCCUGACCGUCUGAACUCUAAGUUUCCUUCUUCGAUGCGUGAGGAAAGCACCAGCACGGCAUCCAUGACUGUUAUCACGACAACUACCAUCACUACAAUGCAAACAUCAGAGCCGUGCAGCAUGAAUUUCACUGAGUCCGAGGGUAACAUUGAAAUCCAGCAGCACGUUGACCCCGGGGUGGAAUGCAACUACUUGAUUACUGUCUACCUAGGAUAUGGCAUUGAGGUUCAGGUGCUAAAUGUGAGCGUGAUGGAGGAAGAGCAGAUAACGGUGGAAGACACAGGUGGUCGAGAACCUUUCCUGCUGGCCAAUGACUCGGUGCUGAUGAGGGGCCUUGUUCUUCGCAGCUGGAGCAACCAGAUCUCGAUUCGUUUCCGUAGCAAUCAGCGGCUCAAUUCAGGAUUCCUCCUGCUGCAUUACCAAGCGUUUGUGCUCAGCUGCGCUUUCCCCAAAGAACCUGCGGGCGGAGAGGUUUCGGUGACACAUCUGCAUGCUGGUGGAGAGGCCUAUUUUAGUUGUUUCACUGGAUACAAGUUACAAGGUCCCAAAAUGCUCACAUGCCGCAAUGCAACCACACCUUACUGGAGCGGGAAAGAGCCACAAUGCGUAGCGUCCUGUGGGGGGAUGAUAAAGAAUGCCACCUAUGGUCGUAUCGUCUCUCCCGGUUUCCCUGGUAACUACAGCAACAACCUGACCUGCCACUGGGUACUGGAAGCCCCCGAAGGCCACAGGUUUCACAUUCACUUCGAGAAGGUGGCUUUGGCAGAGGAUGAUGACAGGUUGUUAAUAAAAAACGGCAACAACAUUGACUCGCCCCCUGUGUAUGACUCUUAUGAAGUGGAAUACUUGCCAAAUGAGGGCGUGCUCAGUACCGGCCGCUACUUGUUUGUGGAGUUCACCACAGAUGGGACGAUGACGUCCACCGGCGCGGCCAUCAGAUACGAAGCCUUUGCCAAAGGGAUGUGCUAUGAGCCAUUUGUAAAGUAUGGCAACUUCAGCAGCAGCGACUCCACCUACAGCAUGGGAGCAGUGGUGGAAUUCUCAUGUAAUCCUGGUUACACAUUGGAGCAAGGUUCUGUAGUGAUUGAGUGUGUGGAUGCUCAAAACCCACAGUGGAAUGAGACUGAGCCUGCCUGUAGGGCUGUGUGCAGCGGGGAGAUCACAGACUCUGCCGGCGUGGUGUUGUCUCCUAAUUGGCCCGAGGCCUACGACAAGGGGCAGGACUGCAUCUGGGGCAUCCAUGUGGAAGAGGACAAAAGGAUCAUGCUUGACAUCCAAGUUCUCAAUCUGGGCAAGAACGACCAACUGACUUUCUACGAUGGUGACGACCUGACAGCCAACAUCCUGGGCCAGUACAGUGGCGCACGGCCACACUUCAAACUCUACACAUCCAUGGCUGAUGUCACUAUUCAGUUCCAGUCAGAUCCUGCAACUAACAUUUACGGCUACAACAAUGGAUUUGUAGUUCACUUCUUUGAGGUGCCGAGGAAUGACACUUGUCCCGAACUUCCGGAGAUCCCCAACGGCUGGAAGAGCACGUCGCAUCCUGACCUCAUUCACGGCACAGUGGUCACCUACCAGUGCUACCCAGGAUAUGCUCUGGUGGGCUCCGAGAUCCUCAUGUGCCAGUGGGAUCUUUCCUGGAGUGGCGACGUGCCAAAGUGUGAUGAAGUUCUGACCUGCCGAGAUCCAGGAGACGUGGAGCACAGUCGGAAAGUGAUCUCGUGCGCCCGCCUCAAUGUCGGCUCGACCGUGGAGUUCAUCUGCAACAAAGGCUACGUUCUGUCCGGCUCAGGUGUCCUCACCUGCUACAAGCGGGACUCGGCAGCACCCAAGUGGAGCGACAGACUGCCAAAGUGUGUCCCUGAAAAGUAUGAGCCCUGUAGAAACCCCGGAGGAGCUUCCACCAGCACCCAGAGCUCUGAAAAGGCCUUUUAUCAAGCAGGGGAGACUCUCACGUUUUCCUGCCAUGCAGGCUUUGAGCUGCAGGGAGGGGCCACCAUCUAUUGUGUCCCCGGACACCCGUCUCAGUGGAACAGCACUCCUCCUGCCUGCAGAGCAUCUUCAGAGCAGUAUGUGAAUGAACGAAGGCUGGAUGUUGUUAGUAUGGAUUACAGCAUGGAGGGGACAAAUAUCACCCUUGCAGUUUUCAUUCCAACUGCAAUCGUCCUGGUGAUUGUUUUGGGGAUUUAUGUCUACUUUGCGAAACUACAGGGGAAGUCGGUCAGAAUGCCGACAUCCUCUCCGCCGUACGACAACAUGACGGAAGAGUCGGCGUUCGACAACCCCAUUUAUGAGAGCGGACAUUGCCAGACCCGUUGUAGAUACUAAACCCUGUCAGUAUUCCCACUUUGGCUUUACUGCACAACAACUACAAGGACAAAUGAGAAACAUUUAGAGGUGUCCGUUUAAAGCAAGAACUGCUCAAGCUUUUGGCUUUUGGGACCCUCCCUGCACUGCUCAUGUUUAAGCUCCAACUUUUUAUUUCCUUCAGUCUCUGUUUCAUCCGCUAUAUGUUUGUAUUAAUGUAAAUAAGUCUCUCUUUCCUGCACAGUCGAAUCUGUGAAUCUGUUCAACGCCAUGGUGAUAUUUUUAUAAAGUAAGUCGUUUGAUGACCAUUGGUGAUUGUAUGUUUUUGAGUACUUCUUGAUGGCCUCAGCAAGCUACAUUUAAAUAGGAGGGAAAAGGUUUUUCUUAUUUAAUUAUUAUUAUUAUUAUUAUUAUUACAUUGAACGUUUUUUGUAAAUUUUACUUUCUUUUUUUUUUCUUUUUUUGUGCGUGUGUGUGCGCGCGCGUAUGGGACUGCUAUUUGUAAAUAAACUGCCUGUCCAAUAUGAGUGCCUCACGACUGACUAUAACCUGAGAGAUCACACGUGAAACCAUUUGUACAACUGGAAUCUAGAUUUAACCGCUUUUUUGUAUCAUUUCGGCUUAACGUAGCGCUCCACUUUACCUUCGCAUAAUCUCUAGUCAAGAUAUUUAGGAAAGGAUCUCCCACCAGCUGAUGUGUGGUUUCCAAAACAACAUAUAGCCUCAGAUAUUUAUUUCGUGUUGUUCAUCAGUCAUGAAUGCCAGUGUGAUUACUGUAUGCCACAUUUUAAAGUCUGCCUCAAAGAUUUUUAUUUUUUUUUGUAGCAUCGGGUGAUUGCACCCCGCCCUCACUGUCAACACCGAAACAGGAUCGGAUCAAUUCUACGAUGUUACCAAAAUGAAUUUUGUAUAGCGCAGUGUGUAAAAUAGAAACGAAUAAAAUGGGUGAGUGGCUAUAAAGGUGUUGGCGUUGAAUUCGAAGAUGGACACAUCGAUCUCAUCUGUGCUUUCGGUCUACGCUCUAAAAGCGGUUUUCUUUCAGCCUCACAACCGCUGCAGCCACACCCAGGAAACCACAUCACCUUAAGUGUAUAUACGAAUCCCUGAAUAAUAAUAAAAUUAACAAUUGUUUUAAUCUCUGU